AGCAGGAAGUGGAAGGGCGGCUGGGCUUAGUUGCAACAUAAUUUGGUCUGGGGAGUCUCACAGCUGCAGUAAGUGAGGGUGAAUUAUUGCCAUCAAAUGCAGACAUGUCUCCUACCAGCCUUGUGAUUUUACUUCUAUGUGCACCCAUAAUGGACCAGAUACCUCUGCAUGCCCCUGUUGGAGGCUCCAUCCUGAUUCCAUGCUCCUUACCAGCUAGUUCAUCUGAGAGUCUGAAAUGGUUUUACUGGCAGGAGGACCAGUCUCAGGACGUUUUAUUCUCCUGGGAUGCUAGUGGGAAAACAGAAGAAAUCCCUGAUAUAUACAGGGACAGGGUUGAAGCCUUCAAUACUGAGUUUAGUUCUGGAAACAUUUCCAUUAGACUUAACAAUGUUUUAGUGGGAGAUGACAAGAAAACAUUGUGUGCCAGUGUUGGGUGGAAGGGAGGUCCCAAACCGUGUGACCCAUGCUGUGAAUCCACAUUGCAGGUUUCAGCUCCAUACCAAGAUCUAGUCCUGACAGUUAAUGAGAAGAAUGCAACCUGCACAGCACGUGGAGGUUACCCUAGACCUCUAGUGUCCUGGACGGGUCAAAACAUAUCCGGCUCGGCACAGCUGCACGGAGCUCUGACGGAACUGCUGCAGGAUCCAACCGAGAAAACCUUCUCUGUCAAAAGCUCUGUCAGCGUGAAGGACUUACAGUCUGUAACCUGCCUCAUAUACAACCCUAAUUCCCACAAGACCAUCAAGGAAAACGUAGAAAUCGAUGUGCCUGGUGGGAGCCAGAGUCAACAUUAUGGGUUGUAUGUAACUCUUGCAGCUGUACUCGCUGCAGGUGCUGUACUCGUUUUCCUGUUGAGGCUGUGGAGAAAAUGUGAGUGA
Molecule: messenger RNA, 878 nt
Organism: Etheostoma cragini (Arkansas darter)
Lineage: Eukaryota; Metazoa; Chordata; Actinopteri; Perciformes; Percidae
Product: T-lymphocyte activation antigen CD80-like
Exons: 5
Coding region: 105-878 (257 amino acids)
Biological process (GO): T cell costimulation; negative regulation of T cell proliferation; positive regulation of T cell proliferation
Cellular component (GO): external side of plasma membrane
Source: RefSeq, a predicted model, not a curated record